AUGAAGGCACACAGGACUCAUCAAUUGGUCAGAAGGUGUCUUCACAACCGACCGAAGUCGGUCACAGCAGGUGAAGAUGGCUUUAAAAAAGUUCGCUGGGCCGACAGCGUCUUUGGAGGCUACGUACGACGAAUUGUCGAGCCGACAUUGAAAAGCAUUGAAGUGUACCUCUCCGAUCAGGGAGCAGAAUUGGAUCAAAGAGCAAAUUACAAAAAUAAUAGAAAUGAGCAUGAGUACCUGAAUCUUCAUAGUACGACGGACAUCAAGAGACUAAACUCUACACCUUUUUCCAAUCGUGUAUAUAGCGCAGCUUGGAAACGAACUAGGGAACGUUUGAGACCUCAUCAUACCACUCUUCUAAGUUUAUAUCUUGUCAACGGGACUAUAGACCAGCUUCCUACAAUAAUAGAAUUUUUGGUCAGGACCAGAUGGUAUGCCAAUGCCUCUAUUUUAUUAAAUGGGGCAGAUAUGAACUUCACAGACUUUUUAAGUUACACUAACGCUCUUUUGGAGCAGCAAUUUGAUUCAGACUGGUCGAGGAAAGAAUUUCUUAGGCAUCUUAUGCGAGAAGUAUCAAACCCACGAACACUUCUUCAGAUAGACAGGAAAGAUUUACUGGUAGAUCUAGAGCUUGCGAACCGGCUGGAGGACAGAUAUUCGGAAGCGGGCCAUCCUUUUGAAAUUUUGCAACUCCACUUGAACCAGAUCAUGGGCCAAAACGGUAGCGAUAUCAUUGAAAGCACCAAGCUAAAACUCCUUAUUCAAAACAUUCAACAAACUGUGCGCGAUCCCAAAGUCCAGGUCAACGAGUUUUUUCGUGUGGCACAAACCUUCAAGCAGCUUUUUGCUAAGUCUCCCGACACCGUUGGAUAUUUCAUCCUGACAUGCAUACCGCAUCUGGAGAAGGACACGAAGAGCUGGUGGUUCUCAAAAAUCUUUUUUCAGUCCUUCCUGAUGUCACAUAUUACAGUGAACGACGUGAGAGUCAUAUUAGAUAAGCUCAUACUCAACGAGAAGCAGCUAGAAACGCUUUGGGAAUUUUGCAAAAAACCAGACAUCUGGCUUCAGGGACAAUUCUUUCAACAUAGGCAUUACAGUAAACACAUGACGUGCGAGUCAUUUUCCCAAUUGCCCCCAUCAAUGCAGAAAACAGUUUUAAUUGAGCUCUAUUUAAAGGGAGCAGGAAAUCCUAAAGAAUUGGGCAGAAUAUUCGCCUAUGCAAAAGGCAUGUCUGACGAAUAUUAUCUCCAAGCAACCCUACACUAUAUCAUUGAGUCUGAGACUCAAAAGUACAUCACCUCGAUAGAUGAUUGGCUGCGAUUAUUAAAAACGCUCUUUAAACUCGAAGAAAAAUUGCCCACUAGCGUGAUAAAAAAUAUGGCCAGAUUUGGGGCUGCCUUCACCAAACCUCCACCCCGCAGCUCUCAGCUGAAGCAGCUUGUUUCAAUACUUGAGCACCAAAACAGCUCAUGCGGACUUCCACUAAUGCCUUUAGUUUUGCGCUGGUUCAGAACACUUCAACUAAAAGCCCCUGAUGAUGAAAGAAAGACGAGAAUUGGAGCUUUAUUUGCCAGAUCACUACAUGCAGUUAGAGACCUUUCAAAAACCGUUGACGCUGACCUCUACGUACUGGGUUCGAAAGUGCCAAAAGUUGUGCUGUCUGAUGCCAUGCAGUUGAAUCUCAUAGCCAAGCAACUGUGGAAACUGGACAACGAUAGCAUUUCCUCCUUUAUCGGCAAUUACAUUGAUAGCUUGUUCACAAAAGAAAGCUACACUCACCACAUAGUUCACGAGAAAAUACAGACUGCGAGCUUUAUUAUUGACAUGCUUUUUCGUUUGGUUUUGAAGAAGGGUCGUAUGAACUGGAAGACAUUUGUGGAGGUUCACUCAAUUCUCGACAAUUAUACAGUCAGCAAGUCACGGUCAUUUCAUGCUAGAAAUCUCAAGACUCGGCAAAGCUUGAUCAAAGUUGUGGAUUCUACAGUUAGCGGAUUAGCAGAUAAACUCCUGGCAGGCCACGCCCCACGCUAUAGAUGUAUUCAAAAUGACCACGAAGAAAUUGGGUUGGAAAAGCUGAAGCUUGUGUGCUCAAAACUAGAAGACGAGGGCUAUAUCACCAACUGCUUUGAUCCUGUGAGAACCAGGAGUAUGGUAUCGCGUGGAGACGCGUUAGAACGGGUUCGAUUACAAGCUACCGUGAGGACCAAAAUGUGGAUUGUACACAAUCUAGUCUCAGCCAGUCCGCAUCUAAUUGACAAAGUGCUUGACAAAUAUUACACUGAUUAUGACACAGAUAUACCGCCUGCACUAAUUCAUCAGAUGAUGAUCUGCAUCAUGGAAUCAAAAUUCAGUUUCUCAGAAAAGCUCCAAGUCUACAGGUAUCUCGACAAACUGGCAUUGCUGCUGAGUCGUGGCUCAACUAUCUAUGCCAAGUAUCGGCGACAAAGAAGGGCAACAGAAGUGCUGAUUGACAAAAUCAUAACCGAUUCAUGGAAGGAGGGAUAUAAUCAUAAACUGUUGAUAAGUACCCUCAAGAAAAAACGGUAUCUCAAAUUUGACGACCAGUCACAUAGGUGGUCUGCUAUGCUGGAGAACAUGAAACUUCAUAAAGACGGAUUUUGGAAAGAAAAACUUAGAUAA
Molecule: messenger RNA, 2640 nt
Organism: Ogataea angusta
Lineage: Eukaryota; Fungi; Ascomycota; Pichiomycetes; Pichiales; Pichiaceae
Exons: 1
Coding region: 1-2640 (879 amino acids)
Source: RefSeq, a predicted model, not a curated record